AUGGGUGCCGAUUGGGGACCGGUUGUGGUGGCGGUGGUGAUGUUCGUCCUACUGUCACCGGGACUGCUAUUCCAGCUACCGGCGAGGGCAAGGGUGAUUGAAUUCGGCAACAUGUAUACCAGUGGCAUUUCCAUUCUAGUUCAUGCCAUAUUGUACGUCUGUAUAUACACCAUUUUGAUCAUUGCAAUUGGUGUGCACAUACGGACUGCCGGUGUAGAUGUGAACAUGGACGGCAAGGAUGAGGAUAGCGUAGAUGACGAAGAAGAUGAGAGUGUGGACUGCGAUGGACUUGCCGUUGGUCUUCAUGCUCCCGAAAUCCAGGUUUUUGUUGUGUCCCGGGAACUGAAAGAGCAGUCCCGGUUGCAAGAGCACGAAUAG
Molecule: messenger RNA, 378 nt
Organism: Ilex paraguariensis (yerba mate)
Lineage: Eukaryota; Viridiplantae; Streptophyta; Magnoliopsida; Aquifoliales; Aquifoliaceae
Source: the annotation of a GenBank genome assembly